CCUGCCUCCUUUCGCCGUCACGGAAGAAGGAGCGAGGAGAAAAAUAGCCAUAGAGGAGAGCGGGCCGAGUGUAAGGAAAAGGGAGAGAAGAGCGGCUCGCCGGAACACAUCGCUCUCUCGCGUCUCCUGAUCUCGUGCUCCCGCUCUCGUCAGGAGGACGGAACAGGGUGAGGAUCGGCGCACGACAGAAUGAGAGAGAUCGUCAGUCACCGAUCGAGCAGGGACCCGUUGGCCCUUUGCACGAGAGAUGGUUUUUAGAAGGAAGAGGGCAUGACGCACCGAACUCAUGCAGUGGCGAAAACACGUGCGCAUCAAGUACGGUGGUCGAGUCGGUGUCGGUCAAGGACAGCGGGAGCGGGAGCAGGUGCAGCUGCAGGUGCGCGUGGUGCAGCUGCAGCGGGAAGGGGGCGCACGACUCAGCUACGUCUGUCAUCAGCCUCAACUCUCGUCAACGGCUCGCCGCAGCUGCAGCGCAGCAACCAUGCUCUGCUGCGGCCGCAGGAAAGAGGGCCGGGGGGAAGUGACAGACAUAAGCGCAAGUCCUGGGAGGCAGGCACCUGCCAACCAGUUGCGCCCCAAGGAACCACCCCCCAUGGUCAUUCAAGGAGACUUCAGGAAGAAUCUACCGUUGCAGGUGAGCGGGAUCAGUACAGAGAUCUUCAAGCAGAUCGAGACUGUCGAAAACGAUCAUGACGCAUCGACAGCGGCGGCCCUCGAAGCUGUUGAGCGGAGAGGCGAGAUGGUCGUGCGUGUCAUUGAGCCUCGGCAAAUGGGUAGACAGGCUUCCGAGGCGGCGAAAAAAUUUAUUGCUAUGCAGGAUCCUAAGCACCCCAUCCACUUCGUCGAGAUAAUCAAACGACCGGGACAGACCCUCGGCCUCUACAUACGCGAGGGCAACGGCGUCGACAGAAACGACGGGGUCUUUAUCUCUAGGAUAGCUCUGGAGACCGCCGUGUACAACAGCGGCUGCUUGAAGGUGGGCGAUGAGAUCCUGGCGGUGAAUCUGGUCGAUGUGACGCACAUGAGCCUGGACGACGUUGUGAUCAUCAUGUCGAUACCGAGGCGACUCGUCCUGGCCACAAGACACGGCCCACAUCAACCUGUUUCGCACAGCCGCCAGACUGAGCACAAGGCACCGCCCGUAGUAGUCAUCAAAAGGGAAUUGAAUGAAGAUGAGAGUGACCACACGACAAGUAAUCAUGUCAGGGAUGGCAGUAGUCGUAGACGAGGCGACGGACGUGAAAUGUUGCCGUCGCGAUCAAGACUCGGUCUCACAGGUUUGGGAUCGAGCCAGGAUCUCGGUUCAAGCAACGGUGAUCUGUACUAUAAUUCACGGCCAGAGGGUCACUGGUCCUAUCAACCACCGCCGCCACCGGUUAUCACGCACCAGCCGAAACCUUCAGCAACGCAACAUUUUCAACCAUACGAGCGCGGGUAUCCGAAGACGUUAGAGAGCUUGGCUGAGAAAGAUUUUACAAAGGUACACCCUUUCUACACGGGGCCCAUGAUGCCCUCAAACGGCCGACGUAUGUCGAGUGGUGGAAUGCAAUCAGUCGGUGGCAGAUUGUCGGGCCAAACCACGCAGUCGACCCAUUACGGCUACGGUCAGCACACCGGAAGCGGAAGGAUCAUGCCGAGGAGUGGUUCCGACCAGCACCUACCCCGAGUCGAUUACACGAGCAUCACGACGCCGGCGCGACAUACCCUUCUUAGAUCUAGCUUGAAAUCAGGAACAUCAGCAUUGCGUUAUAAUCCAAGGUACGGACAGACUGAUGUUACAUCCGCCGCGCAGAGGCAAGGACAAUUCGGCACCUUGACAAGGCGGCAUCGACCAUCAUUAGACUAUGCCUCUGACACCGAGGCUACGUGUUCCAGUUCGCCGAAAUCAGCAUAUUACUAUUAUAGGCACAAUAUGAACAAUCCAUCUCAAAGCAGCGCCGUGUCACAUUUAGCUACCCUAUCGAGGUCACAAAUCGGUCAGAGUUCCUCAGGUUUAAGAUCAAAUUCAUUACCACGAAGCGGUCGAACGUUGCCCCAGCAGCCUGGUCUCAGAUCGGGCCUCAGCACGGUCGCGUCGGGCCUGAUCGAUCAAGAAGACAGCGACGGUGCAUUAUCAGCUCCGGAAUUACCUUCCAUCAGACGUGACAGGGGCAGGAUACCGUCCUCACCGAGUGUAUUCACGUCGGACGAGUACCGCGCCUGGCUGAGCCGCACGCCAAGUACCAGUGCUCUGUACGAGCAGAUCAGGGCGACUACAAGUAGACCACCCCGUUAUACAUACAGCGCCGAGAAUAUUCAUGCAGCCGUCAAUCAGGGUGACUACGGCAGUUACGGUGCAUACAGGCCGCUCUCGACUACGCUUGAUCGCUUGUCGACGAGAUCAGCUUCGGCUCAACAGGUCAAUCUUGCGAAUCUGAGAGCGUCAACGGCGAUUAGCUCGACAUGCCAUCGCGGUACAACGAAUCCGAGGCCAGCCUCGGUGGCUUCAAACGCGCGCACAUCGCUGGCAGCCCAGAAAGCUUCACUAACAAGUUCCGCAAGCCAACGGGCGACAUCAGUCAGAAGGAUCAGGAACCUGUUGGAUUUGGAGUCAACGAGGAGCAUACCUACCCCAACGCCUACCAGAACUCAGGGUCAAAUACUACUAGAUAUUAAUCCUGCGGAAUUCCUCAAAUAUAAAAUAGAGAAGCCACCGACUGUGGGCACUCCGAGUUCGACGAGUUCGAUUUUGAGCUCGCUCGGAGAGACAACUGGCGGUGAUUUGGCAAGUGGAGUCAGCGGAUUGUUAUCAGUUCAUCUUUUAGCGGGGCGCGGUCUCCGAUCGACUACGACCUCAUCGGCCGCUACUACACCUUCCACUCCCUCAGGCCAGCCGAAUUUAGCUAGUUGCGGCUUAAGAGACUUGUACUGCGUACUGGAGUGUGACAGGGUGCAUAAAGCGCGCACGGUAGUGCGAACCGGUGAUUUGAUGUUUGACUGGGACGAAACCUUCGAGCUGGAUCUCGUAGGCAAUCGACAGCUGGAUCUACUCGUUUAUUCUUGGGACCCACAGUACAGGCACAAACUCUGUUACAAGGGAUCAGUGCAUUUGGCGAGUCUACUAAAGGAAUCGCCAGAACAUCAGCUGGCCGUCAAGGUCGAGCCACGUGGCACGAUUUAUUUAAAAUUGCGAUACACUGACGCCCAACAAACUUUUCGUCGAAGGGGUUUGCCGGUCAUAUCCUUAGCUACGAGGGUAGCGCCUCUCUUUGGAGUUGAUUUGGAUACAGUGGUAAGUCGAGAAACUAAGACUGGUGGAGUUCCCGGUGGAGUUUCCACAGCUUUAGCGAUGGGAAUCCCGAAUGUUCCGAUUAUUGUAUGGCGUUGCGUCGAAGAGGUGGAGAGAAGAGGACUUGACAUUAUCGGUUUAUACAGACUAUGCGGUUCGGCGACUAAGAAGAGGAUACUUAGGGAAGCUUUCGAGAGGAACGCACGGUCCGUAAAUUUGUCACCCGACAACGUGCCGGACAUCAACGUCAUUACUGGUGUACUAAAGGAUUAUUUACGAGAACUUCCAGAACCUCUCUUCACGAAGUGCCUCUACCAGAUGAUGGUCGAUGCACUGGCCGUCUGUUUGCCAGACGACCCGCAGGGCAAUGCUAAGCUUAUGUUUAGUAUACUAGAUUGCUUGCCUAAGGUCAACAGGUGCACAUUGAUUUAUUUGCUGGAUCAUUUGGCGAUGGUAGUGUCGCAAUGCAAUAAAAUGUCACCGGCAAGUCUCGCCGUUUGCUUCGGCCCGGUAUUGAUGUUACACUCGGAAGAAAACGGACCUCCACUAGAUUUUCAACAACCAAUCGCCGUGCUUAAGUAUUUGUUGGAGAUUUGGCCAGUUAAGUCAGUUCGGAAGACUUCUUCAGUCGGUUCAACACUUCCUCGAGUUAUGCCAGUAGUCGAGCGCAGCAGCAGUCAGCAGCAUCUGCAGCAAGCGCAGCAGCAAGUGCAGCAGCAGCUGCAGCAACAUGUGCAACUGCAGGGAACAUUGGGACGCACAGGGCUGCCUUGGCAGCAGCCACCCUCACUUCAUCAUCAACCCCAAACUACGGUAGCCGUAGUCCUCGGGCCUUCCAUUCGUCCUCCACCACCGGUCAAGCCUCGACAGGUGAUAGUCUCGUCUCCCGGUUCACCUAGCAGCGAGGAGUCAGAGGCCUCGCCAGAGCCGAUUAACAAGAGCCUCCUGGGCAGUUUGGGAUAUGAAAAGAGCGACGAGACGACGACGACGACGACGACGACAUCGAGUACGUCGGGCGGCGUCGGCGCCGGUACGGGCGUUGGCGUCGAGCAGGUGACACCUACAAGCAGCGUUGACACCGAGGAGGGUAAUCCCCAGCAUCCUGAGGAAGGCGAGAAAGGCGUCGAGGGUGAUGUCGAAGCUAGCGAUGACGAUCGACAUCAGCAUAUACCCAAGACGCACUAA
Molecule: messenger RNA, 4453 nt
Organism: Atta colombica
Lineage: Eukaryota; Metazoa; Arthropoda; Insecta; Hymenoptera; Formicidae
Gene: RhoGAP100F
Product: rho GTPase-activating protein 100F
Exons: 22
Coding region: 287-4453 (1388 amino acids)
Biological process (GO): signal transduction
Molecular function (GO): protein binding
Source: RefSeq, a predicted model, not a curated record